This is a messenger RNA of Homarus americanus (American lobster), 2440 nucleotides long. RefSeq lists its product as uncharacterized. Bases 534 to 1163 code for a protein of 209 amino acids. Lineage: Eukaryota; Metazoa; Arthropoda; Malacostraca; Decapoda; Nephropidae. The record is from RefSeq and is a predicted model, not a curated record. The transcript has 10 exons.
CUACUACUUCUACAACUACUACUUCUACUACUUCUACAACUACUACUUCUACAACUACUACUUCUUCCACUACAACUGCUAGCACCACUUCUACUACCACUUCUACAUCUACUACCGCACCUACUACAACUACUACCACUCCUACUACAACUACUGAUAAACCUGGUUGUGAGCUGAAUGGCAUACUCUACCCUCACGAGUAUGUCCUGGACACGUACUGUUGGGAGCUCAAGUGUUACUGUGGCUACUGGAGGUUCAACCACAACAUCACAAAAUCAUGUUCUUCCUGCCAAGUGCGAGAUGAUCCUCACUACGUUACCUUUGACUUAAACGCGUACGACCACCAUGGUAUAUGUAAUUAUACUGUUACCCAAGAAGGCUUCAGCUACGAACCUGAAUUCGCCGUCUACGCUGACUUCAGGUCGUGUUUCGGUCAUAGCUUCGCCUCCUGCCUUAAGAACACCAUCUACAAGGACAGCAACGACACUGUCAUCAACAUAGACACCCAUUCCUCCACCACCCUCUUCAACUUAAUGGUAAACGGUGAGUCCUUCUAUGUAGAUCCUGGCCUCGACCUACAGCCUGUGGUGACCUCUGGCGGCAACCACGAAGUCCUUGUCUUCCGUUACCUCGGCUGCAUCGUUAUCAUUGGUUCCUCCAAACUUGUGAUUAUGCAGUGUACUCACGUUCUGUUCGUGUGGGCACCGUCUGAAUACUCUGGGUUACUGAACGGCCUAUGUGGACACUUGAGCAAUAACAAGAAAGAUGACUUCCUGGACAGAUGGGAAGACCUGCACCCUUACAGCUAUCACCCCAUCCAGUUCGCGCUCUCUUGGAUGACGGAAGACCAGUUGGGGCCGCCUUGUAAUGAGAUGUGUCCAGAGCCUGGCUAUAACUGUUCCACGACAGCGCGUUCAUCGGACAAGAGUGAGCGUCUUAUCAGCCACGGGAAGAAACCCAAGAGUAAAAUUCAGAAAAUCAGUAAGAGGAUCCGGAAGCUGUGUAGAAGGCAUGUGGGAAAGGACCCAAUAUUCUUCAAAUUCUGUGUGUUCGACUUGUGGCAGCUUUAUAAGGAGGGGAAGCGGAAUAUGUGGAAGGAAUGGGUCAGGAAACUCUGCAAAAUCACCAUCAUUAUGAAUCACCUCCUUGAACUGGUCAAGUAGACAACCCUAAUUCUGAAGAUGACUAACGACUUGAUUAAAGGACACAACGAGGACGACUUCUGUACACACGAAGAUCAAAAUGUCAACAACUCUUUACUUUAAGUCCACAACCUUACAUUACAAUAUACUGUAUCAACUUCUAACCACAACAUCACUAACUUAUAUCACCAUAAAUCGACUUAAAACCACAACAUCUCUAACUUAUAUCAUCAUAAAUUGACUUAUAACUACAACAUCACUAACUUAUAUCACCAUAAAUCGACUUAAAACUACAACAUCGCUCAAGACCUUACAGCCACCAUAGAUCCAAGUAACAUUACCAAUCAACACCUCCACCACUUAACACAGUGAAGCAUAUCACUUCUCAGCACAUCAUCUCUUCAAGAUGAAUGACAACAUGACUGUGCAACAUGAUAAGACAAAGAAAGAGAAAAAUUCAUAUGCUAGUGUUAGUUGACAAAUCAAUUGGACUGAGUAAAAGUAUAUGGCAAACAAGUUCCUGAUAUAUAAAAGGAAUCAACAGCAAAAUAACCUCAUGGCGAUAUAGCAUGUAUCAGUAGGGAGUCGGGAAACUUCCAGUCAAUGAACAUCUUAUGCGAUACACUAACGAGUACAGUUCAUAAAUAACAAGAUUAACAAUAUAAAUAAUAAUUGUAAAAUUAUUAAUAAGUACAAGACUGUAUACAUGAUUGUGUGAAAGUUUGACCCUUCUACCUCUACAUUACCUGGUCAGUGUAGGAGGAAGGAGACCAGAUAUAUAUGAGCUUACUUGAACACACACUGGUACCUGGAUGAUUACCAAUAAUCUUUCUGAUUUUAAACAUUUAUUAUGAAGAAACUAACAAAGCUACAGUGAAAAUCCAGAUACCUGUAUAUUAAUAUAAGAAAUUAAGGGAAAUUUUGUUUUUUAUAUUGACUAUAAGGUUACAAUAUUCCUGAAUGAGUAAUUACUUGAUCGUUGGGUCGGGUGUGGUGGUGGGUGGGGGCAUUCCUUGGCUGGAUUGUUAGCCAGAUCUAAGCCCUUUGACCUUUUCCUCUGGAGUUAUGCCAAAAAUUUAUUUUUAUUCCACCAAUCCAGCCACUUUUGGAAUAAUUGAAAGAAUGAAUAUGUGAGGCUGUGAGAUAAGUUUAAUAAAAAAUGUAUGGAGGGAAACAGAAUACCAUUUUCAUUUCUGCAGAGCUACAACAGCAGCUUACACUGAACUACAGGUUGACAACCCUUUAUCCGAAAUUCAGAAAACCGAAAAGCUCUAAAAACCGAAAGUUUUUUUGUGGGU